AUGGCUUCCGCAACAGCUGCAGAUAUCCAGGGACCAUCUCAUCCCAAUCCAGAAGGCCUCAACACAUCGGCCAGCACGCAAUUUCCCCCUAUCAACAUUGGCACGCGCAACUCGGUACUCGCCCAAAUUCAAGCUCGCGCGGUCGAGAGAAGCUUGAAAGAUGCCUACCCGGACCGGACCUUCAAUAUCUGCCCUGUUGUGGUGCAGGGUGAUAGGGACAAGAUCACACCCCUGCAGCAAUUGAGCCAGGGCGAGAACGCGAAGAGUCUGUGGACAGGUGAACUGGAGAGCAUGCUGGAGUCUGGCGAUCUGGACAUCAUCGUACACUGUUUGAAGGAUAUGCCAACGCAGCUGCCAGAUCACCUCGAGAUCGGCGCCAUCCUCGAACGCGAAGAUCCCCGCGAUGCCCUCUUGAUCUCCCCUCGUCUGCCGAAGGAGACUACACUAGCGACCCUCCCUCAAGGUGCUACCAUUGGUACGUCAUCUGUACGACGAGCCGCUACGUUAAGAAAACUAUACCCACACUUGAAGUUUGCCGAUCUCAGAGGCAAUGUCGGAACGAGGCUGGCAAAGCUGGAUGCCGAAGAUUCGCCAUACUCGGCCAUCAUUCUUGCUGCAGCCGGCUUGAAGAGAAUGGGGCUCGAUAAUAGAAUCACACAAUAUCUGAGUAGCACGAGCGGAGGUAUGUUGCAUGCGGUUGGUCAGGGUGCUCUGGGCAUUGAGAUCAGGAAAAACGACAAGGCCAUGAAGGACAUCAUGAGCGGCAUCCGAUGCGAGCGGACAACAAGAGCCUGUUCGGCCGAACGAGCGCUACUACGCACCUUGGAAGGAGGCUGCAGCGUGCCUAUCGGUGUUGAGACAUCAUGGAGAGGCGGCAAGGGCCUCGCAAUCGGUACCCAACCAGCAAAAGACUACGACAAACACGGAAAUGCAGUAGAAGAGGAAGAGCCAGAUAUCGACGACCAAGAACUGGUGUUGAGUGCCAUGGUAGUCAGUGUAGAUGGCAAAGAAUUUGUUGAGUAUCAGGCAGCACGAAAAGUUCGAACAGCAGAAGAAGCAGAAGAGAUGGGACAAGAGGUUGCGAAGGUCUUGAUCGAAAAGGGCGCAGACAAGAUACUGGAAAAGAUCAAUGUAGAGAAGCAGUGGGCAGCUAAGAAGCAGCUGGAGGAGCUCAAGGCCAAGGCGGCCAGCUCAUAG
Alternaria arborescens is the source of this 1197-nucleotide messenger RNA. RefSeq lists its product as hypothetical. Gene Ontology annotation, biological process: heme biosynthetic process. Gene Ontology annotation, cellular component: cytoplasm. NCBI's taxonomy places the organism in Eukaryota, Fungi, Ascomycota, Dothideomycetes, Pleosporales, Pleosporaceae. The record is from RefSeq and is a predicted model, not a curated record. Gene Ontology annotation, molecular function: hydroxymethylbilane synthase activity. The transcript is spliced from 2 exons. Bases 1 to 1197 code for a protein of 398 amino acids.